Messenger RNA from Rotaria sordida, 1617 nucleotides. The record is from the annotation of a GenBank genome assembly. Lineage: Eukaryota; Metazoa; Rotifera; Eurotatoria; Philodinida; Philodinidae.
AUGAAUAAACAGUAUGUGAGUGUUAAAAUGAAUAAUUCGAAUAUCAAUAAUCCUACUAUACUCAAUUUACCUGAUGAAAUAUUACUCAUCAUUUUCAAUAAACUGAAUACAAUCGAUGCUCUCUAUUCGCUUGUGGAUGUUAAUGAACGAUUUGAUCGAUUAGUACUUAAAUCACUUCAUAUUCGCAAUCUUGAUACGACCAACAUGGUCAUAAAAUCAUAUUAUGAUCGUACAUUUUCAAUAGACAAUAAUGUUCUUCCGAAAAUAUGUGAAAAAAUCUUACCUCGAAUUCAUCAUCAAUUGAAUAAACUUACUAUUGAACAAAAUUCAAUGGAACGUAUUCUACUUACUGUUAAUUAUCCUCAACUUUACUUGUUAUCACUUGUUAACUUUCAAGAAGAAAUACUUUUUCAAUAUUUAACAGGUAAUUCAGUUCUUCAUGAUCUUCUCACUCAACAAAUUACACAUCUUAAUAUUGAUGUUCCAUAUGAGCCAAAAUCAGAAACAUCUGAAACUCUAUCAAGUAUUUUUGCAUUGAUUUUAUCUGUAUGUCAACGAAUGACCAAUUUGAAUUUUUGUCAAUUGUUUUCUGAUCGAAAAGCUUCAAUUUGUAUUUAUAACUUACCAUCAACAAGUUGCAUAUCUUCGACCUUAACUGAAUUAAAAGUUAAUGUCGCAACUUUUGAUGAUUGUCUUUUUCUUCUUGCUGGACAUCUCAAAUGUUUAUCAACAUUGAUUAUUGAUGUGAAAGACAUAUCAUGGAGUUUAUCACAUAUAAAUAAUACGAAAAAACUUCCCGAAUUGAAAUGCUUCUCAUUGACUUCAAUAGAGUAUGCAUCUGAUUAUGAUGAUCAAAUUAUUCCAUUACUUCGUCGAAUGAUAAAUCUUAAAGAAUUAACAUUAUUCUUGACAGUACUAAAACCUUACUCGACUUAUAUUGAUGGUAUUCAAUUACAUGAUCAAAUUCUUAUUUAUAUGCCACAAUUAAACAAAUUUACGUUCAAUAUAAUCACAGCUAUUGUCAACAGAAACAUGAAAAUUGAUCUCCAAUCGAAUGAAUACAUUCAACAUAGUUUUAUUGGAAAAGGAUAUGGAGAAGUUGGUUCAUGUGUCCAUACUAGAUCAGAGCAUAACGCAGGCACGUCACAUGUUUAUUCACUUCCAUACAAAUUCGAAUAUUUUCUUCAUCUUAAUAACUCUUUUCAAGGUGAUAUGUUUGAUACAGUCCAAUAUUUAACAAUGAUUGAUGGACGUCCUUUUGAACAUAAUUUAUUCAAGCUUAUCUCUCAAUGUUUUCCUCUUUUGAAAAAGUUAUGUGUUGUUAAUUAUCAACUACAAAAAAAUAAGCAACAUUCAUCUAUAUUGAUUAUAUUUCCUCGUCUUAUUCUUCUCAAUCUGUUUGAAGCACAUGUGGACUAUGCUGAACAACUUCUCUGCGAUAAAAAUAUUCAUCUGCCUGCUUUAUUGGAUCUAUGCAUCGAUUACAAAUCACUUGCAAUGAUAACAAACAAUUUUACUAAUAAUCCAAUACGUCUCAAUUGUGCUAAAAUAAAAAAACUUCAUACAGAUCCGUUUUUACGGCCGAAAAAUUUUCAUAAAUAUUUUCCUUUAUUAUAA